AUGACCUCAGAGGGCCACAUGCCAGGCCCUGUGUGCCUCAUCGAGAAUGUGAAAGGGCAACUGAUAGGCAACCAAGAAGCUCUGAGGAUCCUGUCUGACAUCAAGCAGCCAGUGGUAGUGGUGGCCAUCGUGGGCUUUUACCGAACAGGCAAAUCCUACUUGAUGAACAAGCUGGCAGGGAAACAAACAGGGUUCUCUUUGGGCUGCACGGUGCAGUCUCACACCAAGGGGAUCUGGAUGUGGUGUGUCCCUCAUCCGCAGAAGCCAGGACACACCCUAGUUCUGCUUGACACUGAGGGCCUGGGAGAUGUUGAGAAAGGCGACAAUCAGAAUGACUGCUGGAUCUUUGCCCUGGCUGUACUUCUAAGCAGCACCUUUGUGUACAACAGCAUGGGAGCCAUCAACCAGCAGGCCAUGGACCAGCUGCAUUAUGUAACAGAGCUGACAGACAGAAUCAGAUCAAGGUCCUCGCCUGACCAGGCUGAGAUGGAGGACUCAGAACAGUUUGUGAGCUUCUUCCCGGACUUCGUGUGGGCUCUGAGGGACUUCUCUCUGGAGCUGAAAUUAGAUGGGAAACCCGUCUCUGCAGAUGAAUAUCUAGAGAAUUCCCUGAAGCUUAUACAGGGUACUGGUCAAAAAGAAAAAGAAGAAAAGUUGAACCUGCCUCGGCUCUGUAUCCGUAAGUUCUUCCCAAAGAAGAAAUGCUUUGUCUUUGAGCGGCCAGCACAUGGGAAGAAGCUUGGCCAGCUGGAAUCGCUGCAGGAUCAAGACCUGGACUCUGACUUCGUGGAACAAGUGGCAGAGUUCUGUUCCUAUGUGUUCAACUGUUCCCAGGUUAAAACGAUUUUAGGAGGCAUCAAGGUCAAUGGACCACGACUAAAGAGUUUGGUGGUAACCUAUGUGAACACCAUCAACAGUGGGAGUCUGCCAUGCAUGGAGAAUGCUGUCCUGGCUUUGUCCCACAUAGAGAAUGCAGCUGCAGUACGAAAGGCCAUGGCCCACUAUGACCAGCAGAUGACUAAAAAGUUGCAGUUACCAACGGAAACACUCCAGGAACUGAUGGACAUGCACAGGACCAGUGAGAAAGAAGCCAUCAAGAUCUUCAUGGAAAAUUCCUUCAAAGACGUUAAUCAAGUAUUUCUAACGGAAUUAGCGAGUAAGUUAGAAACAAAGCAAGGGGAAUUCUAUAAGAAAAACCUACAGGCAUCCUCAGAUCGCUGCUCAGCCCUGCUUCGGGAUAUUUUCGGUCCAUUAGAAGAAGAUGUGAAGCAGGGAGUUUACUACAAGCAGGGAGGUUAUUGUCUUUUUAACAAGAAGAUACAGAAACUGAAGAAAAAGUACUAUGAAGAACCCAGGAAAGGGUUGCAGGCUGAGGAAGCUCUGCAGAAAUUUUUACAGUCCAAGGAGGAUAUGAUUGAUGCAAUUCUACAGAUGGACCAGACUCUGACAGAAAAGGAAAGGGAGAUUGAAGUGCAGCGUGCAAAAGCUGAAGCUGCAGAAGCUGCCUCAAAAAUGAUGCAGGAAAUGCAAAAGAAGAAUGACCAGCUGAUGAAGGAGCAAGCGAGGAGCUACGAGGAUCGCAUGAAAGAGUUGGCUGAGAAGAUGGAGAAGGAGCAAGCCCAGAUGAGGGAAGAGCAGCAGAAGGUCAUGGAACACAAACUUCGGGAACAAGCUCAACAACUAAAUGAGAAAUUCCAAUUGGAUCGAAAAGAACUUCAAAAUGAGAUAAGGCAUCUCAAUGAAAAGCAAGCCUCACGCACAUGUGUCAUUAGUUAA
Molecule: messenger RNA, 1776 nt
Organism: Phodopus roborovskii (desert hamster)
Lineage: Eukaryota; Metazoa; Chordata; Mammalia; Rodentia; Cricetidae
Product: guanylate-binding protein 1-like
Exons: 10
Coding region: 1-1776 (591 amino acids)
Molecular function (GO): GTP binding; GTPase activity
Source: RefSeq, a predicted model, not a curated record